GUCGGAGGUAAAUAUUAAGGCGGUGGGUGUGGGGCGCCGGGGCUGGACUGGGACGAGGGCUAGCGACACUGGGGAAGGGGCGACGCCCCGUUGCCGGAGUUUCCCCCUUUCCAGGGUGAGGAUGGUUCUCUACAACAACCUGGAGUUGUUUAGUUGAAAGGUGUGCUCUGUCGAAACAAGGCAUUUUGCUUUGCUGUCUUUUUACAGCAUGGACACCAAAUUGCUAAAAACGUGCUUUGGGACUGCCAGUGAAUUUAUCUUUUGCGGUUUUACUACAAACUUAGUAGUUCCAUUUUUUUUGAGUUAAUAUUUUGGAGUUAAUGUCACAAUGAGUUCAGGCUUAUGGAGCCAAGAAAAAGUAACUUCACCCUACUGGGAAGAGCGGAUUUUUUAUUUGCUUCUUCAAGAAUGCAGUGUCACAGACAAACAAACACAAAAGCUCCUUAAGGUACCAAAGGGGAGUAUAGGACAGUGUAUCCAGGAUCGUUCUGUGGGGCACUCGAGGAUUCCUUCUGCAAAAGGCAAGAAAAAUCAGAUUGGAUUAAAAAUUUUAGAGCAACCACACGCAGUUCUCUUUGUUGAUGAAAAGGAUGUCGUAGAAAUAAAUGAAAAGUUCACAGAGUUGCUUUUGGCAAUUACCAAUUGUGAAGAGAGGUUCAGCCUAUUUAAGAACAGAAACAGACUAAGUAAAGGCCUCCAGAUAGAUGUGGGCUGCCCUGUGAAAGUACAGCUGAGAUCUGGGGAAGAAAAAUUUCCUGGAGUUGUGCGCUUCAGAGGACCCUUAUUAGCAGAGAGGACAGUGUCGGGAAUAUUCUUUGGAGUAGAAUUACUGGAAGAAGGUCGUGGCCAAGGUUUCACUGAUGGGAUAUAUCAAGGGAAACAGCUUUUUCAGUGUGAUGAAGACUGUGGCGUAUUUGUUGCGUUGGACAAGCUAGAAAUCCUAGAAGAUGAUGACAAUGGAUUGGAAAGUGAUUUUGCAGGUCCAGGGGACACAAUGCAGAUGGAACUUCCCCCUCUGGAAAUAAACUCCAGAGUUUCUUUGAAGCUUGGAGAAACUAUAGAGUCUGGCACAGUUAUAUUCUGUGAUGUCUUGCCAGGAAAAGAAAGCUUAGGAUAUUUUGUUGGUGUGGACAUGGAUAAUCCUAUUGGCAAUUGGGAUGGCAGAUUUGAUGGAAUACAGCUUUGUAGUUUUGCAAGUGUUGAAAGUACAAUUCUCUUGCACAUCAAUGAUAUUAUCCCAGCUUUAUCAGAUAGCGUGACACAGGAAAGGAGGCCUCCCAAACUUGCCUUUAUGUCAAGAGGUGUUGGGGACAAAGUUUCAUCCAGUCAUAAUAAACCAAAGGCCACAGGAUCUACCUCAGACCCUGGAAAUAGAAACAGAUCUGAAUUCUUUUAUACUUUAAAUGGAUCUUCUGUUGACUCACAACCACAAUCCAAAUCAAAAAACACAUGGUACAUUGAUGAAGUUGCUGAGGACCCUGCAAAAUCGCUUACAGAGAUGUCUGCAGACUUUGGACACACUUCACCACCACUGCAGCCUCCUUCUAUGAACUCAUUAUCCGCCGAGAACAGAUUUCACUCUUUACCAUUCAGUCUGACAAAGAUGCCCAAUACCAAUGGAAGUAUUGGCCACAGUCCACUCUCGCUGUCAGUUCAGUCCGUGAUGGGAGAGCUAAACAAUGCACCUGUCCAGGAGAGUCCACCCUUGGCCAUGACUUCUGGGAACUCUCAUGGUCUGGAAGUGGGCUCUCUGGCUGAAGUUAAAGAGAAUCCUCCUUUCUAUGGGGUAAUCCGUUGGAUUGGUCAGCCGCCAGGACUCAACGAGGUGCUAGCUGGACUGGAACUGGAAGAUGAAUGUGCGGGCUGUACGGAUGGAACCUUCAGGGGCACCCGGUACUUCACGUGUGCCCUGAAGAAGGCGCUGUUUGUUAAGUUAAAGAGCUGCAGGCCCGACUCUAGGUUCGCGUCUCUGCAGCCAGUCUCCAAUCAGAUCGAGCGCUGCAACUCUCUAGCAUUUGGAGGCUACUUGAGUGAAGUAGUGGAAGAAAAUACCCCACCCAAAAUGGAAAAAGAAGGUUUAGAGAUAAUGAUUGGAAAGAAGAAGGGUAUCCAGGGUCAUUACAAUUCUUGUUACUUAGACUCAACCUUAUUCUGCUUGUUUGCUUUUAGUUCUGUUCUGGACACUGUGUUACUUAGACCUAAAGAAAAGAAUGAUGUAGAAUAUUAUAGUGAAACUCAGGAGCUCCUGAGGACAGAAAUUGUUAAUCCUCUGAGAAUGUACGGAUAUGUGUGUGCAACAAAGAUUAUGAAACUGAGGAAAAUACUUGAAAAAGUUGAGGCUGCAUCAGGAUUUACCUCCGAAGAAAAAGAUCCUGAAGAAUUCUUGAAUAUCCUGUUUCAUCAUAUUUUAAGGGUAGAGCCAUUGUUAAAAAUAAGAUCAGCAGGUCAAAAAGUACAAGAUUGUUACUUCUAUCAAAUUUUUAUGGAAAAAAAUGAGAAAGUUGGAGUUCCUACAAUUCAGCAAUUAUUAGAAUGGUCUUUUAUCAACAGUAACCUGAAAUUUGCAGAGGCACCAUCAUGUCUGAUUAUUCAGAUGCCUCGAUUUGGAAAAGAUUUUAAACUGUUUAAAAAAAUUUUUCCUUCUCUGGAGUUAAAUAUAACAGAUUUACUUGAGGACACCCCCAGGCAGUGCCGGAUAUGCGGGGGGCUCGCCAUGUAUGAGUGUAGAGAGUGUUACGACGACCCUGACAUCUCCGCCGGAAACAUCAAGCAGUUCUGUAAAACCUGCAACACUCAAGUCCACCUGCACCCCAAGAGACUAAACCACAAAUAUAACCCGGUGUCACUUCCCAAAGAUUUACCUGACUGGGACUGGAGGCACGGCUGCAUCCCCUGCCAGAAGAUGGAAUUGUUUGCUGUUCUCUGCAUAGAGACGAGCCACUAUGUCGCCUUUGUGAAGUACGGGAAGGACGACUCGGCCUGGCUCUUCUUUGACAGCAUGGCUGAUCGGGAUGGUGGCCAGAACGGCUUCAACAUUCCUCAAGUCACCCCGUGCCCAGAAGUGGGGGAGUACCUGAAAAUGUCUCCCGAGGACCUGCACUCCCUGGACUCCAGAAGGAUCCAAGGCUGCGCACGAAGACUUCUCUGUGACGCGUACAUGUGCAUGUACCAGAGCCCGACCAUGAGUCUGUACAAGUAAUGGGGCAUCUGGGCAGGGGCGGCGGCCGGAGGAGCGGUGGUCCGCUCUCAUUUGCCCCGAGCUGCCGGUUUUGUUCCGCGUCCAUUGCCGGCAAUGGAUGUCUUUGUGGUGGUGAUCCUGCCGAAAAGGAGUCCUGUGUUUAAAAAAACCCAUUGCUUUUGUGUUACCGAAGUAUUUAAUAAGAAGCAUUUUGCACUCUAGAAAGUAUGUUUGUGUUGGUUUUUUAAAAAGUCUAAAUGAAGUUAUUAACACCUGAAGCUUUAAGUUAAGUGCAUCGAUCCUACGAUAUUUUUGGAAGCAUAAAAUUUUAAUUGUGACAGUUUAAAACCUCUUUUAGUCCAUUGAGGAUGUAAAUAAAUGUGUCUUCUUUAUGGACCAAGGAUAUGAAAUCAUUUUUCCUUUUAGCUAUUGGUUGCCUUGAGGAAGAAAUAUGUUGGCUUUAUUCAGAGUCUGCUUUCAAACCAGUUA
Lontra canadensis (Northern American river otter) is the source of this 3667-nucleotide messenger RNA. RefSeq names its product CYLD lysine 63 deubiquitinase (gene CYLD). The transcript is spliced from 19 exons. Bases 329 to 3199 code for a protein of 956 amino acids. The record is from RefSeq and is a predicted model, not a curated record. Gene Ontology annotation, cellular component: cytosol. Lineage: Eukaryota; Metazoa; Chordata; Mammalia; Carnivora; Mustelidae. Gene Ontology annotation, molecular function: K63-linked deubiquitinase activity; cysteine-type deubiquitinase activity. Gene Ontology annotation, biological process: regulation of intrinsic apoptotic signaling pathway; protein K63-linked deubiquitination; regulation of mitotic cell cycle.